Messenger RNA from Oppia nitens, 2471 nucleotides. It is a transcript of the gene olf186-M, whose product is annotated as protein ITPRID2-like. The transcript is spliced from 4 exons. Gene Ontology annotation, molecular function: signaling receptor binding. NCBI's taxonomy places the organism in Eukaryota, Metazoa, Arthropoda, Arachnida, Sarcoptiformes, Oppiidae. The record is from RefSeq and is a predicted model, not a curated record. Bases 305 to 2335 code for a protein of 676 amino acids.
GACUACCAGUGCCAAUUGGGACGGGUCUAUCCGACAAUUGCAUGCAAUAACUGUAAUAAAUAUAAGAGCAUUCAGUCAGUCAGUCCUCUCUAUUUCAAUAUUAUAUGUGUUUAUCUGUUUAUGUGUUGUUUAUGUAUUUAUUUUGAUCUCCAUUUGUAUGAUUGAUAUAAUUGAUUGUAUAUAAUGACUGAAUGAAUGGCAACAAUAUUUAGACCAUAAAUCAAACGACAAUUUUUUUUUUACUGGCAAUCAGUUUCAAUGACGAUGUUAUAAUUAAAUCAAUCUAUUAUUAACUGUAAAAUCUAUGAGUUUUACUGAAACAAAUGAUUAUCAUUUAAUAAGUGCUUCCAAUAAAACCUCAAGAAUUCCUCGAUUUGUUGGCAAUAAUUUCAAUAAUAAUUGUUUAAAUUAUACAAACGUUAAUCGUUUUAUUAAUGAUUAUAAUUGUCAAACAAUUUUUAAACGAUUGGUGAAUCUCAAUAAUAAAGGUUCAAAAAUACCUAUUUAUAAAUGGAGACAUAGUUUGGAUUAUAAAAGUCAAAAAUUGCAACAAAUUGACAGCUCUGUUGUUAAUAAACUUUUUGAUUGUAAUUUAUUUGUCAAUAGUAUUGAUAAAAUAAUCUCAAAUGAUAUAAAUGUAUCGAUCAUUGCAACAAAUAAAUCAUCAAUUUAUGGUUUAACACAACCACUAAAUUAUCUGAAAGUAUUAAUUAAAGUAAUUAAAAGCGAUAUAAGUAUUGACAAUAAGUUUAAGGCUAUUAAACAACUAAGAGAUCAAAGACUUAGUAUUAUUGGAGAUCAAUUGAUGGCUGCUUUUAAUGAUGAGAAAGUGAGGGAAUGGGUCGAUAGCGGGUAUAUCAGUAACAAUACUAGUAUUGCUCAAACACACGAUGAUGUUUUCGGACCCAAUGAACCACAAACUGAUACCAUAACCGCCAGUACAUCGCAUUCAACAUUACAUUCAAGGCUUAGGGAUGCCGCUAACCGACGAAGACAUCAAAAUAUGAGAACCAGAGAUUUGAUAGCAAUGAAUAGCAAAUACAGUAGUUUUAAUUCAGACUUUUCAAUGUCCAGUAUAUCAAGUAUUGAAUCACUUCUCGAAUCGAGACGUGAAGAUCCUGAAGAAUUGCUUUUGGCGUUAGGUUUUGGUUAUAUUCCCGAAGACCAGACGGCCAAUAGAAUACCGAAACGAUUUCUUGAAUCUCCCUCCUAUGCCAAAGGAGUCAACAGUGAUAGUAUUAUGUCUACUUAUGGACUACAAGAUAUUCCUCCGAGUCAUUCCUCUCCCAUAUCAUUUCCAACUACAGCAGAUUAUAGAGAAAGAAGUUAUAGUAGCGGACGAAUUGGUGAGCGAUUAAGAAAAAGGAUGAAUAGUAGAGAAUCGUUGAUGAAAACGGAUUUACCGGAGAUUAUCACCUCUUCUUGCCAUUCAUUGCUUCAAUCGUCGUCUCAAACGGAAAGCAUAUUAAAUCCGGCAAAUCGUAAAUUUUUGGAAAGUCAGGGCAAAGAGGAUGAGCCAAACAAACUGACCACAAAACGACUUAUUAUUGGAACCAAAUCGUAUAAAUUGGACAUCGAUGGUGAUCCUCUGGCUUUCCCAAAAACUCCUUCACCAUCACCACAGGCUACAACUCCAGUACCCAGUGAUGAUAAUUCUAUGGAAGUGGUUCCGCAAUCAGAUGAACAAAAUAUAAUCUAUAAUAAUGACAACUAUAAUCAGCAGCAGUUUGUCAAACGAAAACAAAUACAGAGGCAAAACUGUAUUUUAGAUCAAUCGAUUGGUGAUCAAUUGUCAUCGGACUUGUCGUCGAGUACUAACACAUUGAUUGGAACUGUUUUCAGUGGCAAUAAUGAAGUGAUGGCCAGCGAUCCAAAUGAUUAUCAUUUAGAAAUGAUUGAUAAACGAAACGCUUUCUCACAGACUAAUAGUGAUUUUGUGGUACAAAAUGAUGGCAAUAAAGCAGUAGAGGCGGCACUGGUUGUCGCCAUUCAAAGUAUUAGAUUGUCUCUUGAGUUUUAUAGACAUCAAUCGCUAAGAUUGGCAAAGAUAUCUAAUUACAAAUAUAACGAAACAACCGAUUUUAAUGAAGAUGACCUCUUAAUUGUCCAGAAGAUCCAUGAAUUGCGAGAACGCAUUCAUAAAGAGAUUGUUGAAAUGGAUGUCCUUUUGAAUCGUCACAUACAACUCAUCCAUACUUACGAUGUGGUGGAUAUGUCUUUCAUACCUCAGGCACACGUAUUCAUUGAAACUGUUAAUAAGGUUAAGCAACUGCUCAAUGAACAACAAAACUUGUAUUUGAAGAUUGGUUUUACAAAAUUUAAUGACAAUUGUUAAGCGAUUUCUCACAACAAUAUUUUCAUACAGAGUUUUAGAUAAAAUAUACAAAAUAUAAUCUUAUUUUUUUAUAAAUUAUAUAAAUUAAGUCUUAUUUAAAAAAACUAUGCUUUUAUUAUUAUAGUAUUAUUUCAUU